Onthophagus taurus is the source of this 1529-nucleotide messenger RNA. RefSeq lists its product as uncharacterized. The record is from RefSeq and is a predicted model, not a curated record. Lineage: Eukaryota; Metazoa; Arthropoda; Insecta; Coleoptera; Scarabaeidae.
CAAUUAAUGUCAUGUCAUUUUUUUUCGUUUCAAAAUUUUCGAUUUAAAUCAUUUCGAAAAUAAUUUUAUCGUCGCGAAAGAUUUCGAAAAGUAAUAAAAUGAAGACUUUGGGUGAAUUUUUAGGUAUGUCGAAACAAAACGAAAUGCUCCUUUUGACUUUACUGGGAAUAUGUUUCACGAUUUUUGAUCCGGCCGUUCUCAAUUUGCACGCGAACCUCCAGAAAGUGUGGUCCGUUCACAUGGAUCCGACGAAAUUUACGCUGACCGUGCAAUUAUACGUAAAAUACAUUAUCAGUAGUAUUGUGCUUGUGAAAACUUUUACGGUUCAUAUUUAUUUGGCUUUUUAUAUUGUUAUGUUGUGGCCGGCGGUUUUUGAGGAACGACCGGGACUUCUUAUACCGUGGUUGAUAGUUUCGACGAUUAAAUGCCUUUUAAUGGGGGUUAUGUCACUUUUAACUGGUUUAUAUAUUUGUGUGGUGUAUAAAUUUUCAAAAGCCGCUUGUUGGGAUUUUCUUUUAACUCAAAUAAUCGAUCAUGGACCUUCCUUGUAUACUUGGUUAUGUGUUUUAAGUUAUUAUAAACAUUUAAAAUUAAUAAGUUCUCUAAAAAUAUAUCCACCAAGAAGGAGUACUCCCUCGACGUUGUUUGAUUUAACUGGAAGAAGGAGGCGAGUUAAAGGUUUAGUGCUCGAUUUAAACUUAAACAGCUUAAAUGAUGACCGCCAAUUACUGAGCACAUCAACUUUUGACGAUUUAUUCCAUCAAUUAAACGUUGGGGCGAAAUGCACUCCUUCAAGAUCUUUGGAUUCGUUAUUAACAAAGAUAACAGCUGAUGUUAAAAAGGAGGAAUUUUUUAAAAUAGCUGAAGAAGAGCUUGAUGAAGAUGAAACUUUGAGUAUUAAAGAUCGCGCUUUAAAAAGCUUAAAUGUUUCUGAAAGCUAUAUGAAACACAAGGAAGAAUUAAAAAAGAAUAAAAUAGAGGAACAAAAACCAGAUAGCUUCUCUGAAACCGAAUUAAAAUCGAUUUUUCUCGACGUCGACGUUAAAAACAACACAACUCCAAAAAACGACAAAACAACCCCACCCAAAGAAAUUAACAAAGAAAAAAAUUCACCGAAAGUCUCAAAAUUACCGCGAAGAAGCAAAACGAUCGGCACUUCCUACACUUUAUUUGGCACUCACGAGAAAUUAGUCGGAUGCGAUACUCCUAAAUUUGAAAGAUCAAAAACUAACGCGGGGUUUAAUACUUUUUAUAUUAAUCCGCAAACUACGAAAGCGGCUUCCGUUUCGAAAGCUGUGACGGCUAAUCGGCCGGUAAUGCAGAAAUCGAAAAGUUGCAUACCGAAAAGCGAUUUUUAUUGCUCGAAAUUACCGCAAGUCGUUCACGCAACGUUCAAACAAGACGGUUAUACCUUGGCGUAUUUGGAAAAGGCGAAAUACGAUGCUAUUCAAAGGGUGCGAAAAGAAGAAAUUGUUUCUUCAGAAUCGAAAGAAAACGUUGGUCAAAAAAUAAAUUAAAAAAUUGUAAAA